AUGUGCUGCCCUUUUUUUUUUUUCGCAGUCGAAGCGAAUGAUUCAGAUAUCACCAUUAGGUCCUCUGACAAUUUGUUGUUUCGCCUACACAAACAGAAUUUGCAAUGUGCAGCCAAUGUGUUCGUUCAGUUUAUCGAUAGUGACACAGUUUGUUUGUCGGAAACGGGCGCCGUGCUGGAAAUACUCUUCCAAUUCAUUUAUCCGCGUCCUUCGCCUGCGCUGGAGAAGUUGGGUUUUCAGGAUCUAAUGUUGGUUGCAGAGGCAGCAGAGAAGUACAGAUUGUUUAACGCAAUGUAUGCUACUCAUUUUUCUUAUGACAGAAACCAUCUCACCUUACAUACGAAGGACGUUGUGCGCUUUGCUGCGAAAUAUGAUUCUCCAUCGUUAAUCUCUCAGGUGCCGUUAGCGUUUAUCAUGGAUACGCCUUUAUCAGAGGUCGUUGAUAUUUUACCACCCUAUAUCUAUAAACAUUGGGUACGAGUUCAAUAA
Molecule: messenger RNA, 489 nt
Organism: Lentinula edodes (shiitake mushroom)
Lineage: Eukaryota; Fungi; Basidiomycota; Agaricomycetes; Agaricales; Omphalotaceae
Exons: 2
Coding region: 1-489 (162 amino acids)
Source: RefSeq, a predicted model, not a curated record